GUGUAUGGUGGUCGAAUAUUCAUGGCAUUACAUCUGCUAGAUCAAUAUUGUUGCCUUAAGAGAAUAUUUAUGCAUUGUAGAUCUAUACCCCAUGCAUACACAAUGCCGUGUAUACAAGUUCACAAGUUUAAGGUACAGUGAAACCUGUGUAGUGUGGUCAACUCUGAGCGUAUGUGAAAUCUAUGUAUUGCUAAGCCCCAACACCUGGCAAAUGUGUUUCAACAUGAUCACUACUUCAUGUAGUAUUAGUCAGCUCAAGGCGACCACUGUUUUUAGGUUCACAGGUUUUGUGUGAAACCAAAAUGAAAGUUUACAUAUACAAGUAUGCAAACAGAUCAAGGGUGAUCGACGAAUUGAAGUGUCAAUGAAAACUAAACACAAGAAAUAAGCUAUAAAAUUCGCCAAAGGAUGAUUAAGGAACACAUUUAGUCUCUCGAAAUUGUUCAAAAAUUUGUUUAAUAUAAAGAUGGCCGAUGCUGGUAGCCGCUACAUGCAACAGUCCAAGGACAUCCAAAGACUGCAGCCUUACAUCUUGAAAGGAGUUGUAUCAACUGGUAAACAUCUCGGCCAUGGUGCAUUCGGAUCUGUCAUAGAGAUGAGGAUGAUAGGAGGAGCUUUUUGUGCGGGGAAAAGGAUACAUGAUGCUUUGAUAAGCCCUCAAAAUGAAGGAGUACAAAAAAUGAUUGAAAAAUUUGUGGCGGAAUGUGAGCUCAUGUCCAAGAUGCGCCAUCCAAAUAUUGUCAACUUCUAUGGCCUAGCUUUCCUUGAUGAUAGCUCCACCCCGAUCCUUGUCAUGGAGCAGCUUGACAGGAGUCUGGAAGAUUACUUGGAGAGAUCACAAAUGAAAGAUCUCCCAUUUUCGAUUCGAGUCUCAAUUCUCUACGAUGUCGGCAAAGGGCUCGUCUUUUUGCACUCCUAUCAACCACCCAUCAUACAUCGUGACCUCACUGCACGAAACAUUCUCCUCACUACAACCAAGCAAGCAAGGAUCGCAGAUCUUGGCAACUCUCGCAUCAUCGACACCGAAAAAAUUACCAGGACUCUCAGUCAAACUCCUGGUACUCUGCUUUACAUGCCACCCGAGGCUCUCGAGUUUAAACCAAAGUACGGUGCAAGUCUGGACAUGUUCUCUUUUGGACAUGUCGCCCUCUUUGUGUUAACUCAUGUCUUCCCAACACACCUCCUCCCUGCUACGUACCCAGACGGCAAUGGAAAGUUGCUAGCACGAACUGAGGUGGAGCGUAGAAGCCUUUACUUUGAGACGCUUGAAGCAAAUGAGCUAAUUCCAUCUCAUCUUGUUGACAUCGUGAAGGCAUGCCUUGACAACAAUCCUCAAGACAGACCGAGCUCAAACGAAAUGGCAGAAGUUUUGGAGAAUCUUUUGGAAGAGAGCGUGGAGUACAAGAAAGUGAUGGAGAAGAUGAGAGGCUUCCAAAUGUCUGACGAAAUGGAUGCACCACACCAACCUAGUACUGUGGCACAGAGGAAGGCUAGUAACCUGAUGACAAGAGUAACAGGAGGGAAUCCAUUCUUGUUGGAGAUGAAAAUUGCACAUGGUGGAUUUAGACGGAAGACCAUUGUUUGGAAAAAUUUCAUGUUCGAACUGGUUAAUGGGCAAUUUCUUAAGUAUUACACCAAACUGAAUGACAAGAAACACCAAGUUUUGAAGCUGGAGCAAGUUACUCAAGUAGCAGCAGUGCGUGGGAAGCCGAAAUUCCAUUUUACUGUCAGCACUGAGCAAAAGGGGGAAUACUAUCUCAGAGCUGCGACAGAGGAGGAGAGGGACUGCUGGGUACAAGCUCUCUGUGAUGGUGCAGGUCUUCAUUCUGAACCACCUCCUGACACUCCUCCUCAGCCACCAGAUGCAUACGACUAUGUGGAUAUGGCUUCAGUGAGGUCCCAGAAAAAAGCCUGGAAGGAGAAAAGAGAUGAGUAUCAAGGUCUUCAAACUCGAGACGCACCAGUUGAGCCUCAAGGUCCAGUCUACGAUAUUCCACAGCCUCCACGGACUGAGUAUUCACAAUUCAAACCUCGUAUCAAUGAGCCUACAGCCGAGGAUCAGUAUGAAGAGAUCAAUACUACCAGCAAGCUACGAAGCAGACCUGGCUCGACUGAUUUGAGCGACUUCACUCCCGAUCAACUCACCCUAUUGGUCGAUCUCCUGCAGCGAGUGGCUGAUAAUGGUCAGUAUGGGGUUCCAAUUCCAGUAUCUCCUCGCAGGAGAGCUCAACCAGAGUUGGCAGAUCUUUAUGACGACACAGUUGUUGUUAAAGCACCAAGAAAAAAGGGUAAUGUGUAUGCCCACGCCGAUUCUAACGAUUUCUAUGAGAGCAUUGUCGACGAUUACGAUGAACCGGCUGUACCAGUGAAGCCUUUGCCUCCCCCAAAGCCAAGUACACUGAAGAAAUCGAAACAGAAGCAAGGAAAACCGAGUGUUCUUGGCCUGCCAUACACACCUUCUCCCAGUACGGGAGACACCAAAAGGAAUACCAUCCAGUCAAUACUGAGUCAAUCAGCGUCCAAAGGGAGUGCUGUCUCCAUGCUGGUACCUGAUGAGGAGUGUGCCUAUGAUGUCAUCGGAAGUCAAGGAGCACAUCGCAGACCAAAUUGGGCAAGAGCAAAAACAACUACAACUCCGGAUGUUGAGGUGUCAAAGUUUCAAGACCUGAAAGCAUUGUAUAUCCCUCGGAAUCACCUUUACAACAUGGACUUCAUUGCAGAAGGUGAGUUUGGAGAUGUUUUCUGUGGCAAGCUCCAGAACUUGACGGGAGAAAUGAUAGACGUGGCAGUGAAGAGCCUUAAAAGGUGUGAGGAUGAGAAAGAGAGCAAAAACUUUGAGAUGGAGAUGGCCGCUUCUGCCGAUCCUAGCAUGAAGCACCCAAAUAUUGUACGCGUUUAUGGAAUUGUAAAAAUAGAGAAUUGGAUCGUGAUGGAAUACAUGCCUCUUGGAGACUUGAAGACAUUUCUAAUGAAAAACACUCGACCAGUGAGGAAGCUGGUCAAGUACAUGCUGGAUGUUGCAUUGGGAAUGCUUUUCCUCUCAGAGAAAGGACUAGUACACAGGGAUUUGGCUGCUCGAAAUGUUUUGAUGGGAACUCCUGGUGAGAUCUGCAAGGUGUCAGACUUUGGCCUUCUUCGUAGACUACCAGACGAUGAGGAGUACUAUGUACAGACAACGUAUGCCAAGUGUCCUGUUCGUUGGAUGGCUCCUGAAAGUUUAACUGACAAGAAAUUCUCCUAUGCUUCUGACGUGUGGAGCUACGGCAUCUUCGCAUGGGAGAUCUUCAAUCCACACGCUGUUCCUUUUGAGGAAUACAGCAACAUUCAAGUGGCCGCCAAAGUCUCUAGUACGCUCACACCUAUAAUCCCCAGCAACUGCCCUGAGGAUAUAGCCAGGUUGAUGAAGUCCUGUUGGAGGAAAGAACCAGCUAAGAGGCCAAGUUUUUUGCUCCUGGUGAAAGCUCUAACCGAAAUGAACUUUACGAUUGGUUUAAUUUAGCUCUAGCUGUCAAACUUAAUUUAUAACUGUUGUCUAUAAUUAGUUAACUUAGACACUUUUAUCUCCACAUGCAUGCACAGUUAAAACGAUAAAAAUAUUGUUUGUUUAGUUACA
Halichondria panicea is the source of this 3613-nucleotide messenger RNA. Its product is annotated as tyrosine kinase receptor Cad96Ca-like. The transcript is spliced from 11 exons. The record is from RefSeq and is a predicted model, not a curated record. Bases 467 to 3499 code for a protein of 1010 amino acids. Gene Ontology annotation, molecular function: ATP binding; protein tyrosine kinase activity. NCBI's taxonomy places the organism in Eukaryota, Metazoa, Porifera, Demospongiae, Suberitida, Halichondriidae. Gene Ontology annotation, biological process: protein phosphorylation.